Messenger RNA from Funneliformis geosporum, 363 nucleotides. NCBI's taxonomy places the organism in Eukaryota, Fungi, Glomeromycota, Glomeromycetes, Glomerales, Glomeraceae. The record is from the annotation of a GenBank genome assembly.
AUGAGUGUCGCAACAGAAGGCGUAGAAGAAACGUUACUCAAAGUGACUCGAGAAACAAGGCAAACCUUCAAAACUACUCAUCUGCGCAAAAUUGAUGAAUUAUUGGAGAAUAUGCAUAAAGUUGAUGUCGUUGAGAUCAACCUUCCUGAUGAACUAGGGCCUAACAAAGAAAGCAUCCAUUGGCAACUUGUAAACUCAGCUAAAACAUUCAAUACAGCUUGGUAUUCAGCAAGUAAUGCAAUAUGUGUUGUUGGAGAUUCAGAACGUCGACCUGACGUUGAUUCAACUGCAUUAGUUCUACAAAAUAACCAACCUAACAAACCUCCAUAUGGUAUUUAUUGGGAUACAAAUAGAAACCCUCCG